Messenger RNA from Peniophora sp. CBMAI 1063, 1098 nucleotides. NCBI's taxonomy places the organism in Eukaryota, Fungi, Basidiomycota, Agaricomycetes, Russulales, Peniophoraceae. The record is from the annotation of a GenBank genome assembly.
AUGGUCAAGACCUACUCUUCAAAGAAGUCUGCUAUCGUCACCGGCCGGCCGCGGCGUAAGCAGACCACUUCUGCUGCUGCUAAGGGGGCAAGGGCAGCCCAGCCCCAAUCGUCCAGCGAUUCUCCUCCGAGUCGCCUACCCAUAAGCCAGGAUCUUCUCAAUCUAACCGAGGAGGAAGGUCGCGAGAUCGCGAUGACUUUCGCCGAUGACUUGACAUCUGAGGGCGUACUCGCUGCUUUUAGCGACAAGUUGCGCUCCGAAAUUCUUCGGCGCUCGCCGCGGGAUGCAAAGGGCAAUAUCAUCAAGACCCGGGAGUGCGGACGCCCUGAGGACCUGAAGCACCUCACUUUCAACGAGAUACGACACCUGCCGCUGAAGAGGUGUCUCCUGUGCGGUUACAUCGGCUCUCGUGGAAAUACGACUGCUCGACACAGCGCGACCCAUGGCGACCACGACAACACGCUGAUCGACGUGCCGUGGCAAGUCUGUCUGGUCAAAGACGCCGUCCCCUCCGGGUCGAUGGAGGAGUUCCGCCGGCUAUUAUCGGAUCACUCCGGUCACACUCCAAUGCGUAGGUUCAAGCAGGCGGGCUCCCCUGCGGCGUCUUCCCCAUGUCCUGGGAGCGCUACCUGCCUCAUCUCUGCGACUGGCAAGUGCCCGAGCGUGCCUACCGGCCGGGCUACCCCGGCGGCCUCGGCGACUCCCUCCCUCGAGUCCUCGCCGGCGCCUGCUGUCUGGGCUCCUCCGCCUCUUGACUGGACCCCUGCACUACGAUCUCCUUCCCCGCUCUUCACUGCGAUACCGGAACUACAGAUACCCCUACCCACGUACCCGAACGACAUGGUGAUCGACCCUCUACUCCUCGGCCCCUUCGGUCACCCUGACUUCUCGCAGGCGACUUACUAUCCUGCAAUGAACGACUACUUCAUGAACGCCUCUCAGGAGAUCAACAUGGCGAUUAACCAGAACAUGCACUUCGCGGCAUUCGAGCCGUACGCGCUCGAUGACGACAACCAAGGCAUGCGCGAAAAGCGGGCUUGGGAUCACCUGCAGCAUGGCGGGGAGGUGGACUACACGCCUCUCAUCACGGUUUACUAG